AUGAAAUUGGGUCAAAUUGAAAAUCAAAGUUGUCAGGAAAAUCCCAUUUUUAAAACCGAGCAGGGCAAAUAUUUAGCGGAAAAUUUAGCGGAUCCCCUAAUAAAAGCUUUAACACAAGUUGCACACAAACGUCCAAAUGAUCCCUUGGAAUAUCUAACAAAUUAUCUACAAAGUUACGUAUCAUCACGCAACACGAAUGGUAGAACCAUUACACAAGCAGCCAUACACUCGGGCAGUAGUCAAACAAAUUCCACAGUUUUAGCCUCCUCUAAACCUUCAACACCACCAGUAGCACCACCGGCAGCACAAAUGCAAAGACAGACGGCACGUAUGAAUGGUCACGUGAAGUAUGCCAAUGAGGAUAGUAUUGAAGAGGAUUCACUGCAACAACUCGAGCAAUUCGAUGGCGAUGAUGGUAAUGACUCAGAUGCAGAAAUAUCGAAAAAGUUGGAGGAGCGGGAUGAACAUGGUCAAAGUAUGUUACAUUUUGCUUGUGCCCGAUCACAUCGUAAAGGUGGUCUGAUACAUCUAAUUGAAGAGGCAAAAGCGGAUAUAACAUAUCGUGAUGAAUUGUAUCGUACGGCUAGAGAUGUGGCGUUACAGGCCAAUCAAUUGGGCAAUGCCAAAGAGAUUGAUCGUUAUGUCAUGUCGUUGGCAAUAGUGGGAGACAUCAAACCCUUCGAACAUUUAGCAAUUUCCGGUUAUGAUCAUAUCAUAGAUGUUGUCGAUGAUAAUGAAACACCCAUUAUAGAUGUAGUAGAAGCUAGGGGACUUUCGGAAUUAGGCGAAUAUUUACGAACCAUAAGACCAUUAGAGGAAUUGCGUGAAGAGUUGCAUCAAAUGAUAAGAGAUAAUAAUGUUAAACGGGUUAAGGAAAUUGCUGAUGGUCCCGAUGGCAAAUGGUUGAUAAAGGCUAAAAAUUAUUAUGGUAUGCAGUAUGAAUGUUGUGUGCUUUUAAAAGAUAAUAGUCCCUCCUGUCGCUUAUGA
Molecule: messenger RNA, 987 nt
Organism: Lucilia cuprina (Australian sheep blowfly)
Lineage: Eukaryota; Metazoa; Arthropoda; Insecta; Diptera; Calliphoridae
Exons: 6
Coding region: 1-987 (328 amino acids)
Molecular function (GO): protein binding
Source: RefSeq, a predicted model, not a curated record